AUAAAAGAUUGUUAUUUCCAAUACCAUGUUGUAAAUUUAAUGAGAAAUUUGAAAUGUUAGAUGUACAUUGUCCACAUGAAUACAAUGAAUACACUAAUAAUAUCGAAAUUGGAUGUUAUGAUCUAUUACAUGAAUUCGUUAAAUAUUGUGCUGAUAGAUUAGCAUUUGUAUCAUGGAAUUUUUUUAUCAAUUGA
Molecule: messenger RNA, 194 nt
Organism: Schistosoma turkestanicum
Lineage: Eukaryota; Metazoa; Platyhelminthes; Trematoda; Strigeidida; Schistosomatidae
Source: the annotation of a GenBank genome assembly